CGUCAACCUCAACGAAAGAGGAGGAUGCCAAGGCAUGUGAACUCACCGCGAUAUGAUAAUUCAUGGAGCGACGAUGAUGACAGCAGUGUAGAUGAUUUGCCCGUCCUUUUGGCGAUCUCGGAUGCAAUGUCUGCACAACAAGCCCCCCGUGCACGUCCAUGUAGAACUUCGGCACUACAAGGCAGUGAGUACAUUAACGAAGUGCUUUCAAAUGACACAAGGUGUUACGAGAAUUUCAGGAUGGACCCUCACGUAUUUCAUAAUUUGUGCGACACGUUAAGAGUAAACUGUGGUAUUCGAAAUACAAGGAAAGGUAUGACCGUCGAGGAGAUGCUUGGAAUGUUCUUAUUGGUAGUUGCACAUAGUACUCGAUAUGCCGUUGUUGCCGAACGCUUUCAGCAUUCUAAGGAGACAAUCUCACGGGUAUUCAAUUUAAUACUUCAAGGACUUCAUUCGUUAGUGCCAACGUACACAAGACCGAGGAACGUUGAGGAGCAGCCUGAAAUUCGCGGGUGCCGACAAUGGUACCCAUUCUUUAGGCAUUGCAUCGGGGCAAUUGAUGGGACUCAUGUCGAUGCUAUUAUGCCAGCUUCGGUGAGAGGUGCGUAUCGCGAUCGAAAUGGUGACAUAACGCAAAAUGUUCUUGCUGUUUGUUCCCAUCAAAUGAUCUUCACUUAUGUCAUAACCGGAUGGGAAGGUUCGUCACACGACUCCAGAAUUCUUUCUGAUGCAGCAACAUUACCGACAUUCCCUGCACCACAAGGUAGUAAGUUGUUAUUUUCCAUAUACCAUGUUUUCUUGUCAAGCUCUUAUGUAUUUCGAUAAACAUAUGGAACUACAGAUAUAUACAUUAUUUGUACAUGUCU
This is a messenger RNA of Punica granatum (pomegranate), 866 nucleotides long. The record is from RefSeq and is a predicted model, not a curated record. Lineage: Eukaryota; Viridiplantae; Streptophyta; Magnoliopsida; Myrtales; Lythraceae.